Molecule: messenger RNA, 1423 nt
Organism: Klebsormidium nitens
Lineage: Eukaryota; Viridiplantae; Streptophyta; Klebsormidiophyceae; Klebsormidiales; Klebsormidiaceae
Source: the annotation of a GenBank genome assembly
CUGCAGCAUUGCUGCUUGCCGCAGAAGAUACACGGAGGACGCACGGAAGAGCAUUGGCUGCGACUAGAGCGCCUCCAGCAUUGUUCUUAGGUUGUGAGACGAUUGGACCUGUCAGCUCUGAGAAGGUUCUGAACAAUGGCGACAAGUGCGGCGGCAAAAGCGGCCUCCAUACACAACCUGACGUGCGGGACGUCUAGACAGUCGCGAUAUGAAACAAACGCAAGGUGUCCUCUGCUCCCGCAAUCACCUCUGCACAAAGCAGACGUGGUACAUUCUGGUCUAAAAUGUGGUGCAAGUAGAAAAGCUGUGUCCAGGGUAGGAAAAACUGUUGUGUUCCGGCAGCCAACCUGUGUGAAAGCGGCGGUGUCAACGUCAGAAGCUCCCACUAGCACAAGCACAGAACCGGGCAAGGUGUUGUUGGAGGUUGAGGGGCUAGAAGCGGAAGUUGCGGAUGGGGGCCGGCAGAUUCUAAAAGGGUUAAACAUCACAAUCCGAGAGGGGGAGGUCCAUGCAAUCAUGGGGAAGAAUGGCUCCGGAAAGAGCACCCUCUCAAAGGUGCUCGUGGGUCACCCGGACUACGACGUGACAGGGGGCUCCGCCAAGUUCAAGGGCAAGGACCUGUUUGAGUUGGAGCCGGAGGAGCGGAGCCACGCGGGCCUGUUCCUCAGCUUCCAGUCGCCCGUCGAGGUGCCAGGUGUCAGCAACACGGACUUCCUGCGCAUGGCGCACAACGCGCGGCGGCAAGCGCAGGGGCUCAAAGAGCUGGACCCGUUAGAGUUUUAUGCGUUUCUGACGCCCAAGCUGGACCAGCUCAAAAUGGACGCCAGCUUCCUCUCAAGGAACGUCAACGAGGGCUUCAGCGGGGGGGAAAAGAAGCGGAACGAGAUUCUGCAACUCGCCGUUUUGGAGGCCGACCUCGCGAUCCUAGACGAGAUUGACUCCGGGCUGGACAUCGACGCACUGCGGGACGUCGCGGAGGCGGUGAACGGGCUCCGUAAAUCAAACAACGCGGUUCUGCUCAUCACGCACUACCAGCGGCUGCUCGACUACAUCACGCCCGACUUUGUGCACAUCAUGCAAAGCGGACGGAUAGUCAAGACUGGCGGAAAAGAGUUGGCAAAGGAACUAGAGCAGGGCGGAUACGGUGCUCUGGGGCCUAUGUAAACGGACCCCCAUCUCGCGGAAUCCUCGUGGCCUCCGAUAAAGUACCUGUGUUUGCAAAGUUGUGCUGUUGCGAAACGCUAUUUUGUAAUAAGUCCAUACAUUGGUGCUGUAACACGCUCUUGUUGACAUGUUAACAUAGCCAACUGUGGGAGAGUGUGACGAGUUCUACGUCGUUCGCUUCCGACUUCUGAACAUAUGUGCUUCCUCUACGCGAAGUUUGAGCCUUUGACUUGUGACUUGCCAUUGAAGAGCUUUCAGG